Molecule: messenger RNA, 1566 nt
Organism: Candida tropicalis MYA-3404
Lineage: Eukaryota; Fungi; Ascomycota; Pichiomycetes; Serinales; Debaryomycetaceae
Exons: 1
Coding region: 1-1566 (521 amino acids)
Biological process (GO): L-homoserine metabolic process
Molecular function (GO): L-serine O-acetyltransferase activity; homoserine O-acetyltransferase activity
Source: RefSeq, a predicted model, not a curated record
AUGUUUUUAAAAUCAACUAGAAAUGUCAUACAUGAGACUUCAGCAAUACGCCUGUCUCCACUGAAAAAAAUUUUUCAAUCACCACAAAUAUCAAGAUGUCUCACUUCAUCCACUAGAGUACACAAACCACUACAAACAACCAAAUUUUCUGGUUCAAAUCCCGCAUUAAGCUUUCCAUGCUUAGAUAAACUAGAACGUAAGAAUGAAGAAUUAUCCAAAGGGAAUUUGUCAUCAUCAUCAUCAUCAUCAACAACAGCAGUAAAAUCAACAACAUCUUCGUCAUUAGAAUCAGGCCCAGAACCAAGUUAUGGUUAUGUUAAAACAGGAUUUCAUUUAUAUAAAUCUAAAAAACCUAUAUUUUUAGAUUAUGGUGGUCAUUUACCAGAAUAUGAAAUUGCCUACGAAACAUGGGGAAAAUUAAAUAAGGAUAAAUCGAAUUUAAUCUUAAUCCACACAGGACUAUCCGCAUCACUGCAUGCCAAAUCACAACCAGAAAACACUAAAAAAGGAUGGUGGGAGAAUUUUAUUGGACCAGGGAAAUAUAUUGACACAGAUAAAUAUUUCGUAGUAUGUACCAACGUAUUAGGUGGUUGUUAUGGUUCAACAGGUCCAUCUUCUAUUGAUCCUGCCAAUGGUGAAAAUUAUGCCACACGUUUUCCUAUACUUAGUGUUAAUGAUAUGAUUCGAGCCCAACGUGAAUUGGUGAGAGAUGAAUUUGGAGUUAAGAAGAUUCAUGCAUCUGUUGGUGCAUCUAUGGGGGGAAUGCAAUCUUUAGCAUAUGGCUGGGAAUUUCCUGAUGAAGUUGAAAAAAUUAUAUCUAUUAGUGGAUGUGCCAGAUCUCAUCCAUAUUCAAUUGCUUUGCGACACACACAAAGACAAGUAUUAAUGAGUGAUCCAAAUUGGAAUCGUGGUUUCUAUUAUGGUAAGAUUCCUCCUCAUGUAGGAAUGAAAUUGGCAAGAGAAAUUGCUACUGUUACUUAUAGAUCUGGUCCUGAAUGGGAAUAUAGAUUUGGUAGACAAAGAGCAGAUGAAAGUAGACCUCCAGCUUUGUGUCCUGAUUUCUUGGUUGAAACAUAUUUGGAUCAUGCUGGUGAGAAAUUCUGUCUUGAAUACGAUGCUAAUUCAUGGUUAUAUGUGUCUAAAGCAAUGGAUUUGUUUGAUUUGGGAUACAAGAAUAGAAGCAAAGCAUUAAAAGCUAGAUCAAAGUCUGAGAUGGAGUAUAAUGGUAAAGUGUCAGAUGAAGUUGCAAAAUUAACCAUACCAGCUGUUCCAUACCAAGAGAAAUCUACCAAGGCCAUGACUACAGUUGAAGAAGGAUUGAUGGAUUUAAAGAAAGGUAUGACUAGAUUGGCUAAUAAGGAUGUCUUGGUUAUUGGUGUUGAAUCUGAUAUAUUAUUCCCUGUUUGGCAACAGCGUGAAAUCGCAGAUGUCUUGAUGGAGAAUAAUUCUUCUGGCAGAGUUGAAUACUUUGAAUUGGGAACUGACAUUUCAAACUAUGGUCACGACACAUUUUUAUUGAGUUUGAACGAUAUUGGUAAACCAGUUAGUAAGUUUUUAGAAAAUUAA